GUGUCUCAACACUCAUCAUUUACAACAUCUUCUGUAUUAGAAAAACUCAGUAGAUGUAGGGCAUACGACUACUGGCGCACACACCCUAGACUCUGCUUCGGGAUAUGAGUAGACCAGGGCUAUAUAUCACAAGCCUGGAGACAUGUCGUCUAGACGCACGCAUUCUAAAUCGCGGCACGGCUGUUCGCAAUGCAAAUCUGCUCAUAUCAAGUGUGAUCUGGCUCAACCAACAUGUGGCAAAUGCGCGAGGACUGGAAAGAGUUGUCAAUUUCCAAAUCUGGUCAACGGACGGCUGCCAAACAUUCCAUCAACAAUAUCUCGCCACGGAAGUCCAAGAAGCUCAUCGCUGCUGUCGACAGUUCCGCCUCCAGAUGAGACGACCAUUGCUCCAAGUGUGCUUUACCCGUCUGAGGUAGGGAUCGUGGCUUGGGAUGAUCUAGAGCUCCUGCAUCAUUAUCUGACUGUCACCUCCACAACGCUAGCCAAUCGAAACGAUCUCCGCCAAAUGUGGCAGAUCCAGAUCCCAAAGCUGGCGCUGAAGCAAAAGGUUUUGAUGCACAGUCUCUUGGGUGUCGCGGCAUUACACAUUGCCUCAUCGCGCCCAGAAAGCCAGUCUUCAUACAUCGAGAGAGCCAUCCGGCACCAUAACAUCGCCCUCCGAGAGUAUAGCUGCCAACUUCACAGUAUGACGCGGGAGAACAGCGCAUCGUUGUUCGUUUGCGCAACUUUGAUUGUUAUUUUCGCACUCAACCUCGCCAUGUCAAGGCCGCAUGAGGAGCCCAUGGGGCCCAUCGAAGAGAUCUUAGGUAUCUUUACACUGCUGCGAGGCGUGCCGUUUGUCCUGGGAGAAACGUGGUCUUGGAUCCAAGAGAGCGAGGUUGAACCCAUGUUUAGAGGCAGAGAGGUGGAUGACACGAUUAUACUAGCAGAUGAUAUCGCAAAUUCCGUCGACUUACUUGAAGAGCGGAAUCGAAUAUCUUCGAUUGAGUGUUCUGGAGCAGAUACGUAUGCUCGUGCUAUUCAGGAGUUGAAGGUGUACUUUAAACUGUUGUCAUCAAAGGAUCUGGACAGGGACCAUGGGAUGGUGCUUAGCUGGCCGAUUUCGGUUGGCCGGGAGUAUAUUGCGCUACUGGGUUCCCGGGAGCAGAUGGCUCUGGUGAUUUUGGCGCACUAUGCUGUCAUUCUUCACGAAAUCAGAGAUACCUGGUGGGCGAUGGGGUGGGGGAGGAAGCUGAUCCAGGAGGUGUGCCAGGUGGUUGAUAUUGAAUGGAAAAGCCUGAUUGCGUGGCCCAUGGAUAAGAUUAUGAUAGGGAGAUGAAGAUGAAGGUGUUUUGGUAUGACUCUCAAUUUUUCACUCUCGUGAAUGCUUCGGUUGUGAUUUCCAAAUCAUGAGGGAAUGAAUUGACCACCACCACGGCUAUUCUGCUAACUGCUGCGAGAAUCUAAUUAAACUGUAAGGACUGAGAGGAUUUACGCAUACUGGUCUUCGUAUCUUCUCAUUCUUCCAAGAUCACAGCACAUAUAGAAAAGAUUAGAGAGUAUAAGAUUCCCACUGUCUUUGAUGCUUUUGGGUUGUGUUUCUUAGACAACAGCCUGCACUUAUGUCUUCAAAUAUGAGAUAUUCAG
Messenger RNA from Hyaloscypha bicolor E, 1626 nucleotides. RefSeq lists its product as uncharacterized. The transcript is spliced from 2 exons. Gene Ontology annotation, biological process: regulation of transcription by RNA polymerase II. The record is from RefSeq and is a predicted model, not a curated record. Lineage: Eukaryota; Fungi; Ascomycota; Leotiomycetes; Helotiales; Hyaloscyphaceae. Bases 143 to 1318 code for a protein of 391 amino acids. Gene Ontology annotation, molecular function: zinc ion binding; DNA-binding transcription activator activity, RNA polymerase II-specific.